This is a messenger RNA of Suillus subaureus, 6714 nucleotides long. RefSeq lists its product as uncharacterized. Lineage: Eukaryota; Fungi; Basidiomycota; Agaricomycetes; Boletales; Suillaceae. Gene Ontology annotation, molecular function: amino acid binding; ATP binding; metal ion binding. Bases 1 to 6714 code for a protein of 2237 amino acids. Gene Ontology annotation, biological process: L-glutamine metabolic process; 'de novo' pyrimidine nucleobase biosynthetic process. The record is from RefSeq and is a predicted model, not a curated record. Gene Ontology annotation, cellular component: cytoplasm. The transcript is spliced from 10 exons.
AUGCCUGCAGACAGCCUUCGACCUGUUUUCGCUCGCUCUCAGAGCAAUUCUGGCUUUCCGGCUCCUCCGGCCACGUUCUCUCCAUUGAAUGAUGACGACGAUGAUAUCAUGCCUUCUAACGAGGCCGUCUUGGAACUCAACGAUGGCUCUGCGUUUAGAGGUAUCAGCUUCGGGGCGGAAGAAAAAAGUGUUGCAGGCGAAUGCGUCUUUCAGACUGGUAUGGUCGGGUACACAGAAUCCUUCACCGAUCCUUCAUACGAAGGCCAGAUCCUUGUCCUCACCUAUCCGUUGAUCGGAAAUUACGGCGUGCCCGAACGCCCCAAAAACGACGUUGAUCUCCCUUCGGAGUUCGAGUCAUCCCGCAUUCAUAUUGCUGCCCUCGUAGUUGGUUCAUAUACUGAGGACUAUAGCCAUUUUUUGGCAAAUUCUUCACUUGGAGCUUGGUUGAAAGAAAAUAACAUCCCUGCCAUUUGUGGUGUGGACACCCGCGCCCUCACCAAGAAAAUACGGGAGAAAGGUUCCAUGUUAGCCAGAGUGUUGGCGCGAAAGUCAGAUGCCCCUCCCCACCGCUUGCAGCCUCUUAUUGCGGAGUCACGCUCGGUCUCACGUUCAUCCUCUCCGCCACCUUCGGAAGACUACAUCGAUGUCCCGUGGCACGAUCCCAACUCUGAUAAUCUCGUUGCUGCAGUAUCGUUAUCGGCUCCCCGACUUUUUAAACCUAGAGGCCAACCUCGUUUUCAUCCGAACGGACGUGUUCUUCGUGUUGUCGCUGUAGAUGUGGGCAUGAAGUAUAAUCAAAUUCGAUGCUUCACUGAGCGUGGAGUGGAGCUCAAGGUUGUUCCUUGGGAUUACGACUUCAUCAACGAGGCCGAGCCAUAUGAUGGACUGUUUAUAUCAAACGGUCCAGGUGAUCCUGUGACAAUCAUGCCCACCGUCAAGCGAAUUGCUCAGGCAAUUGAGAAAGGCGACCGCCCUAUCUUCGGUAUCUGCCUUGGGCACCAACUGCUCGCUCUUGCUGCGGGAGCUACUACCUCAAAAAUGAAAUACGGCAACCGCGGACAUAAUAUCCCAUGCACUCACGCACUGUCUGGAAGGUGCUACAUAACGUCUCAAAACCAUGGUUUCCAAGUCGACACAAGUACGCUCCCUCAGGGGUGGAAAGAGCUUUUCCGCAAUGCCAAUGACGGUAGUAACGAAGGGAUCUACUGCAAAGACAAACCAUUUUUCUCCGUACAAUUCCAUCCGGAAUCUACUCCUGGCCCUCGUGAUACGGAAUUUCUUUUCGACGACUUCAUCCGGAUUAUUAUGGAUUGUGUCAACACAAACACCUUGGUGCCCAUAUCAUUUCCGGGCAGACGCAAGGAAGAUAACGAUCAAACGUUCCCUCGCGCCAAUGUCCAAAAGGUUCUUAUCCUUGGCUCCGGUGGAUUGUCCAUCGGGCAGGCAGGCGAGUUUGAUUACUCAGGCUCGCAGGCUAUCAAGGCGCUCAAGGAGGAAGGCAUUUAUACCAUUCUCGUCAACCCUAACAUCGCCACCAUCGCUACCUCCAAGGGUCUCGCGGACAAGGUAUAUUUCCUUCCGGUGACACCCGAUUUCGUGCGCAAAAUCAUCAAGUACGAGAAACCGGAUGGCAUCUACGUGACAUUUGGUGGACAGACCGCCCUUAAUGUCGGCAUCAAACUCAAAGAUGAGUUUGCGGCUCUUGGAGUACAGGUUCUUGGUACCCCCAUCGAAACUAUCAUCACGACAGAGGAUAGGCAAUUAUUUGCCCAAGCGAUGGAGGAUAUCGGGGAGCGUUGUGCUCAGUCCGCCACAGCUACUACUCCAGAUGAAGCAGCAGCUGCAGCGCGCGAGAUUGGCUUCCCGGUCAUUGUUCGUGCUGCAUAUGCUCUGGGUGGUUUGGGAUCUGGCUUUGCCCAGGAUGAAGCCCAGCUUCGCGCUCUAUGUAGAAAGGCAUUUGCGACUAGCCCUCAGGUGCUCGUAGAAAAGAGCAUGAAAGGUUGGAAAGAGAUCGAGUAUGAAGUCGUCCGCGAUUGUCGCGACAAUUGCAUAACUGUUUGUAAUAUGGAGAAUUUUGAUCCCCUCGGCAUACACACUGGAGACUCCAUUGUGGUUGCUCCCUCCCAAACGCUGUCUGAUUCCGACUACAACAUGCUUCGAACAACUGCGAUCAACGUCAUUCGCCAUCUUGGUGUUGUUGGCGAGUGCAAUAUUCAGUACGCUCUGAAUCCGACCUCAAAGGAGUACUGCAUCAUUGAGGUCAAUGCACGUCUGUCACGAUCGUCAGCACUGGCUUCAAAAGCUACGGGUUAUCCCCUUGCGUUUAUUGCUGCUAAGCUCGGUCUGGGUGUCCCGUUGAACGAAAUCAAGAACUCCGUGACGAAAGUAACUAGCGCUUGCUUCGAGCCGAGCUUGGACUACGUUGUUGUUAAGAUACCACGUUGGGACCUCAAGAAAUUCAACCGGGUCAGCCGGCUUCUUAGCAGUAGCAUGAAGAGCGUCGGUGAAGUCAUGAGCAUCGGCAGAACUUUCGAAGAGACCAUCCAGAAAGCGAUACGGGCGAUUGACGAUCAAUUCCUUGGAUUUGCGAAGAAUAACUUUGUGGAUGACAUUGACGAGGAGCUGGUCAAUCCCACUGACAAGCGGAUAUUCGCCAUCUCAAAUGCAUUCCAUCGGGGCUAUAGCAUCGACAAGAUCUGGCAGAUGACUAACAUCGACAAAUGGUUCCUAACGAAACUUCAACACAUUCAUCGCAUGGAGAAGCGCUUGUCAGAGCAAUCCAUUACUUCUGUCAGUAACAGAAUCAUCCUCCAAGCGAAGCAGCUUGGCUUCUCCGAUCGCCUAUUAGCCAGUUGUUUAGGUUCAACAGAGUUAGCUGUCCGAAGGCUUCGUCAAGAAAUUGGUAUUGGCCCAUUCGUCAAGCAAAUAGACACCGUCGCAGCCGAGUUCCCCGCAGUAACGAAUUACCUCUACACUACGUAUAACGCUAUCGAGCACGACGUCGAGUUCAAUGAUCGCGGCGUCGUGGUCAUUGGCUCAGGUGUCUAUCGCAUCGGCUCCUCCGUCGAAUUCGAUUGGUGCGCGGUCAGGGCUAUCAGGACGCUUCGCGAACAAGGUCUCCCGACAAUCAUGGUCAACUACAACCCGGAAACAGUCAGCACUGAUUACGACGAAGCUGAUCGCCUUUAUUUCGAGAAUAUCAGCUUGGAGACCAUUCUUGAUAUCUAUGACACAGAGCGUGCGCGCGGCGUCAUUUUGUCGAUGGGUGGCCAAACCCCGAACAAUAUUGCCCUUCCCCUCUAUCGUCAGAACGUGAAAAUCUACGGGACUUCUCCUGAGAUGAUUGACACCGCGGAGAAUCGCUUCAAAUUCUCUAGGUUACUCGAUGAGAUUGGCGUUGACCAGCCUCGGUGGAAAGAACUGACAAGUUUCCAGGAGGCUCUCGCCUUUUGCGAUUCAGUGGGGUACCCUGUCCUCGUCCGUCCUUCCUACGUCCUUUCAGGGGCGGCCAUGAACGUCGUUUCAACUGGUGACGACUUGGCCAACUAUUUGACACAAGCAACUGCUGUCUCUCGCGAACACCCCGUCGUUAUCACGAAGUACAUCGAGCAAGCGAAGGAGAUAGAGAUGGAUGCUGUAGCAAAGGACGGUCAGAUGGUCAUGCAUUUUAUCUCGGAGCACGUUGAGAAUGCUGGUGUACACUCUGGUGACGCCACUCUCAUCCACCCACCACAAGAUCUUGAUCCCGCUACCGUUCGUCAAAUCGAGGAAGCCACUGCCAAGAUCGGAAACGCUCUCAAUGUGACUGGACCCUUCAACAUCCAGUUCAUAGCUAAGAACAACGAGAUCAAGGUGAUCGAAUGCAAUCUACGAGCGGCGCGGUCUUUCCCCUUCGUUUCCAAAGUCACCGGCAUUGACGCUAUUGAGAUGGCUACCAAGGUCAUGCUUGGAUUGCCGGUGGAGAGCUACCCAGAUCCUGGUCUUCCUCCAGACUAUGUCGGAGUCAAGGUCCCUCAGUUUAGCUUCAGUCGGCUCUCUGGAGCAGACCCUGUACUUGGUGUGGAAAUGGCGUCUACUGGGGAAGUCGCCUGCUUUGGGCGUGAUAAGUAUGAGGCAUACCUCAAGGCUUUAAUCUCCACCGGCAUUGUGCCACCAAAGAAGAAUAUCUUGCUUUCUAUUGGGAGCUAUCGGGAGAAAUUGGAAAUUCUGCCCUCAGUGCAGAAACUCCACGCUGCGGGAUACAACAUCUUCGCGACAUCCGGUACUGCCGACUUCUUGACAGAACACAACGUUCCUUGCAAAUACCUGGAAAGUCUUCCGGAAGAUAGCAACGAUAAACAGAAGUCCGAAUAUUCGCUCACACAGCACUUGGCCAAUAAUCUGAUCGACAUGUAUAUCAACCUCCCAUCGAAGAACAAUUAUCGCCGCCCCGCAAGCUACGCCAGUAAAGGGUACCGCACGCGGCGCAUGGCAGUUGAUUUUGCAAUUCCGCUCAUAACGAACGUCAAAAACGCGAAAUUGCUUGCAGAAGCACUUGUUCGCAAGCUUCCGUUGGAUGUAUCGAGCAUCGAUUCCAAAUCCUCGUAUCUAACGCAUGCGUUCCCCGGGUUUGUUAACAUUUCCGCGUUCAUACCCCGCCUCACCGAGCCGGGAGCUGAUGACUUCGAGCAAGCUACCCGGGCUUCUAUCAGUGCAGGCUUUACUACUUCACUCGUUCUGCCAGUCGGACUUGAUAGCGCCAUCACCGAUGCCUCUUUACUUGAGCAGGUUCAUGCCACAGCUGCAAGGAGCGCACGCUGCAACUACGCCCUUAGCAUUACUGGGAAGGAUAGUAAUGUCCAGGCUCUUGACGAGGAAGUCAGAGCGGACGUGAAGUCGUUGUACAUAUCAUUCCAUGGGAACUUCGCCUCUCCUCAAAUUUCCACUGUCGCUGCCAACUUCGCCUCGUGGCCCCAAAACAAGACAAUCGUGACCGAUGCUCGUGGCUCAAACCUUGCAUCAGUGCUCCUACUAGCGUCUCUUCAUAAUCGCAGCGUUCAUAUCACCGACGUCAGAAACAAAGAUGAUUUGCUUCUCAUCUCGCUCAGCAAGGAAAAACAUCUCAAAGUUACUUGUGAUGUUUCAGUCUUCGCCUUAUUCUUCACGCGGGAACACUAUUCUCAACCCACCUCGUUGCCAUCAGCCCAGGAUCAGGAGGCACUAUGGAAGAACCUUGAUAUAAUCGAUGCGUUCUCAGUCGGGAUGCUUCCUCAUCAACUUGCGACGGAACUUCAAGAGUCGGCCUCUGCGUGGUCCGGAACGGAGGAAACACUACCCUUAUUGCUUACCGCUGUUACUAGUGGUCGACUCACUCUCGAGGAUAUUCGUGUGCGCCUUCACGAUAACCCGAUUCGUAUCUUUGGUCUUCCUGAACAAACGACAACUCACGUGGAAGUUGUCCUAGGACGACGAGCUCAGCAUCAGAACCACAGCACAUGUUGGUCUCCUAUGCAGAAGGGUUCCGUCACUGGGUCACUGCACAGAGUAGUCGUGCAUGGCAAAACCUUAUUCCUUGACGGUGAACUCUCUGCUUUACCGCUAGGCAAAGAUGUAUCCAGUGCGACGAUCGUGCAUGUCGCUGGAGAGCGGCAAGCAGGUGUGCCUCUGGCGAAACCACAGCUUGUUUCUGGGCCUUCUGCCGCUAGGGUGCCUGAUGGUUCUAUUCCUCCCCAUCAGACGGCUUUGCCACCGUCUGCCAGUGGUCCCGCCGGUUCAGGCAUCAGUGUACCACCGGUUGUUGUUCACGGUCGUCAUCCGGCAUUCCACCGUCGUCAUAUACUUUCCGUGAAGCAAUUCACACAACGCGAUAUGUAUGACCUCUUCUCCUUGGCCCACGAAAUGCAACUUCAGGUCGAGCGCAAUGGGACACUAGACAUCUUGAAGGGCAAAGUUCUUUGCACCCUUUUCUACGAGCCGUCCACCCGUACAAGUACUUCUUUCGAUGCGGCCAUGAAACGUUGUGGAGGCGAAGUGAUUCAAGUUAACGUAGACACUUCAUCAGUGAAGAAAGGAGAGACGCUGGCCGAUACUGUUCGCACAGUAGGGUCUUAUGCCGAUGCCAUUGUGAUUAGGCACCCCGAUGUUGGUAGCGCCCAACUCGCCGCUAAAUAUUCCCCUGUGCCUGUUCUGAAUGCCGGCGAUGGCAUAGGAGAGCAUCCUAGUCAGGCUCUUCUCGACAUUUAUACCAUUCGAUCCGAGCUGGGGACUGUCAAUGGCAAAACGAUCACCAUCAUAGGAGAUCUGAAGAAUGGGCGCACAGUUCAUAGCCUGGUCACUCUACUCUGUCACUACUCAGUCCGUCUGAACUUCGUCGCGCCUCCGGCGCUUGCGAUGCCCGCAAAGGUGGUCGCCGCUGCGCGGAAGGCGGGUAUAUUUGUGCAGCAGCUGGAAUCGCUCGAGGAGGUCUUGCCUGAUACUGACGUUCUCUACGUGACCAGAGUGCAACGAGAGAGGUUCAAGAAUGAAUCGGAGUGGCAAGCGGUCAAAGACUCUUAUCGGAUUGAUCACGCCCUUCUUUCUCGGGCCAAAGAAGAUAUGAUUGUAAUGCACCCGUUGCCUAGAGUGAACGAAAUCGAUCCCGAAGUCGAUUUCGAUUCCCGACGCGCCGCUUACUUCCGUCAAAUGCGUUACGGACUUUUCGUUCGGAUGGCCCUUCUCGCCAGCGUGAUGGGCUGA